AAUCUGCGUCCUCGCGGAUCCUAGCCAGGUUUGUUAACCACUGAGCCACAAAGGGAACUCCCUAUAUAGAUUUAAUUUUUAAGCUUGGAAUACUACUUUUUAACCACUUUAUGUUCCAUUUGCGUGAUUUAGACUUGGUUUAACAAUUCGCCAACACCAUCAAACAAAAUAGACCAGUUUCAACAGUAUUAUAAAAUUGUUCUGAAGAUUUAUCAUGUUCAGCAGAAAGAAAAAAAAUCUCACCAGUGGUUUGAGACCUUUUGUAACUAUCUGAUAAUUUGUCACCAGAACAACAUGCCAGAACACCCCGCGUCAUUUGAUAGAAGCAUUGAGCCCUAACUGCGGUUCCCUGAUGCUUUCAUUCAGAGCUUUUCACCCAGAACAAGAGCCAGACAUCCUGACGCAGGCGAAUGGAAAACAUGAGAUGUGGUAUGGCGUGUUCCUGUGGGCGCUGGUGUCCUCCCUCUUCUUUCAUGUCCCUGCUGGAUUACUGGCCCUCUUCACCCUCAGACAUCACAAAUAUGGUAGGUUCAUGUCUGUAAGCAUCCUGUUGAUGGGCAUCGUGGGACCAAUUACUGCCGGAGUCUUGACAAGUGCAGCAAUUGCUGGAGUGUACCGGGCAGCAGGAAAAGAAAUGAUACCAUUUGAGGCCCUGACCUUGGGCACAGGACAGACGUUCUGUGUCGUCGUGGUCUCGUUUUUACGGAUUUUAGCUACUCUGUAGCUACACGCUUGUGCUGUGAUGGCCAACCUGUUUUGUAGAAUCCUCGAAAAGAAUACAUUUUGGAAUGUAGUGUUUUCCUUAGUUCUUCAACGGAAGCAACUUGGAAGAAAAAGUCUCUCAAGAGCUCCACUUCAGUCCUUUCUUCAGUUUGAAGCUCCAGGAAUUAAAGAUCUUUCGGGACUCACUGUUCUCAACCAAAACAAAUCGUGCUUCUUUUCUUUUUAAACAUACUCAGUUACUUUCACAGGUGCACCUUUACCCAAGCCAGGUCAGAAGUGCUUCUGAGUGGGCUGCCUUCGCACUGAAACUUGUAAUAUUCUCUGAGAAAAUGCAAAGUCACAUAUUGCAGAGAAGCUCUGGAACAUGUUAGUUUAUUUCCGAACAGAGUAUAUUGUACUCCAAUCUGAUCUGAUCUGAUCGUGAUUGAAAUUUGGCAGACUCUUCUCUUGCCACACCUUCAUGACAUAAGUGCCAAGUAGGUCCUGGUUGAGUAUAGCAUUGAGAAUGAAUGUGGUGAAAUAAAAAACAUGGAAAAAAAUUCUAACUCAAGUAGUGGCUCCAGUUCCAUUGUUUAAAGAAAAAGGAGGUAACUACUGAAUGAUGUGGUAUUUUAUGGCUAACUAUCUUGACCUCUCAUUAUUUAAUGUGUUUUAAGAGAUGUGAAUUUGUUGUUUUGUACUUUUUAUCAAAAUAAGCUACUAAUUGAGACUUUGUCUCCUAGAAUUCCUGUACCACCUUUUCCUAUCACUUUUAUUCUUUUUUUUUUUUUUUUUUUUUUGUCUUUUGUCUUUUUGUUGUUGUUGCUAUUUCUUGGGCCGCUCCCGCGGCAUAUGGAGGUUCCCAGGCUAGGGGUUGAAUCAGAGCUGUAGCCACCGGCCUACGCCAGAGCCACAGCAACGGGGAUCUGAGCCGCGUCUGCAACCUACACCACAGCUCACGGCAACGCCGGAUUGUUAACCCACUGAGCAAGCGCAGGGACCGAACCCGCAACCUCUUGGUUCCUAGUCGGAUUCGUUAACCACUGCGCCAUGACAGGAACUCCCACUUUUAUUCUAUUGAUUUUAUUUAGUUGAAUUAGAAAGGUACCCUAUUAAAUAGUUUGAGUUUGAAAAAAAAUUUUUUUUGCGGGGGGUGGGGGCUGCACUGGAGGCUUGCAGAAAUUCCUGGCCAGGGAUGGAACCCGUGCCACAGCUGUAACCAGAGCCACAGCAGUGACACUGCUGGAUCUUUAACUCGCUGAGCCACUGAGGAACUCCCUAGCGGAACAUUUUAAGACAGACUGGUUAGGAUAUUCUUCUGACAUCCAGAGGCGCACCGCACACACAAAAAGAUACUUUAAACAUUGUUCUACUUUUUCUCAAUGCUUUUGGUUUAUCCAUGGCUCUGGGAAAAUUGUGUAAGUGCAACUUAAACCAGAGUCCGUGGUUAUUGAUUUCCUAGUCCCAGUGUGGCUACCUAGGGGUGGGUCUUCAGCCCACUUUUACAGUGUUGGGUGUCACUCCCAGAAAGUGCCUAAAGUUUAAUUUUCAGAUAAGCCUUCCAUGGUGCCCUGUACAUUUUCCUUCCAGAGAAUUUGUAUCCUUCAAGAGAAUUAAAUAGCAGACUUUUUUUAAAACCCACUCUUAGCUAUUUUGAUUUUCUUUCUAAUGCCUAACUUUCUUUUUCAUUUAAAGGCCUGAAAACUGUGACCUUCCAAAGCAAAGGACUGCAAACAUUAAGUAACGUUAUCCUUACCACCUAAACUGUUCUGUGUGAAAUAUAAUUGAUGUUGUUAUCUGUUUUGAAAAUAGUUUCUGGUAAUUAAAUCUGGCAGUUUUGAAGGGAAAAUUUUCAUUGUGAGUGUAAGGCUAACUGCCCAUGAGGUCAUGUGCAGUUCUCUUUCAUUUAAAGCAAUAUGCCCUCUGGUUUCCGAGUAAAAAUAGCCAAGAGGACCGACCCAUUUACCAAGGAUAGUCAAAAAGAAAAAUGACAAAGGACCUCAAAAUUAUUUGGACUUUUUUUUUUUAACUAAUAGGCCAUUAGACCACUUAGCAAAAUUAUAGUGAGGUGUUCACUCCGACCAGGUGCAGGAUUACAAGCGUUGGAAUGCGGGCAACUCUCUCUACAAAUUUCCCAACAAGAUCACUCUCCAAUGCUCAAAUCUCCCUUUCAAGCAAGUUUUAAAAUCUUUAAAGACUCCACUUCUUAGUUCGACGAGCUGUAAUUUUAACAAAUAGAAAAUUUCUUCAUUUUAAAAAAUAUGUCGUAGGAAAUGAUUUUAAUCAUCUCUCUUUGAAGGAAGCCUCUUAGCAGUCUCACCUGAAACAUCCCUUUGGACAGAAUUUCACAAGUUGAACAUGUAGGCCAGUGGUCUGUGGGCCCCUCCCUCCCCCUGAAUAUUUAUUUUUGAACACACUGAUCCAUGAUUUGUUUGUGUGUUUGUUUGCACUUUUGUCCUUUUAGGGUCGCACCUGCAGCAUUUGGAGGUUCCCAGGCUAGGGGUCCAAUCGGAGCUGUAGCCACCGGCCUACGCCACAGACUCAGCAAUGCCAGAUCCUUAACCCACUGAGCAGGGCCAGGGAUUGAACUCAAGUCCUCAUGGCUGCUAGUCAGGUUUGCUAACCAUUGAGCCACAACAGGAACUCCUGACCCAUGAUUUAAAUGUCCUGGCUAUUUUUCUUUUAGAGCCCAGACACAAAAGCAAAUGCAUUUUGAAAGUUGUUUUUGUUUUUAUUGGUUUAUUGUUUGAUUAUCCACUCUAAGAAAAACCCAAAAAACUUCAAAUAUAAAAUGUAUUUUCAAAUUAUUGAAUGUUUCAUCCAUCCCAGUAUGUGAAAUUCUCCUGUGAAUAAAUGUGUAUAGUCUUUAUACAGCUUGAGCUUUGUAGCCUGAAAUGUUUUCAGGGAGAAACUCUUUCAAUAAAAUAGGGAAUGUCUAUUCUCCCUUGGAGUUUUUUUACUUUCUCAUCACAAUACACAAUUGUUUGGGAGUGGUUGCUCAAUGAAAACAUACUGGCAUUUGUGUUGAAUAUUUUGUAUAUUUUGUUUUCCCACAUAUGGCUUCUGAGAAUUCUUGCCAAGUACUGACUUUCUCAGAGGCUGGCGACCACCCCUCCUGAGCUGUGCAUCUGUGUUUCCUUUUUUUUUUUUUUUUUUUUAAAUGAGGAGGGAGGGAGGCAGCCCCAACCAUAAAAAGCCGAUUUCUGGAUUCUUUAAUACAGAGGUUUUAGGGUAAAGGCAUUUCAUGUAAACUUAAAUCGAUAUUCCAAUCCAGUCAUGAAUAUUCCAAGGUAAAGCUCUCUUUGUGCUGUUAACUAAUUUUUUUUUUUUUUUGGCAGCAAACCAUUACUUAGGAAAUGUCUAAACGAAUGAGAAAAAAUUUCAUGCAAAUAAUGAUUUUUAGCCCUUAGGUUUUCUGUCCCUUUAAACUGUAUGUGAGUCUUCGAUUUCAAUGUCCUUUCUUGCUGCUCUGGUUUCAUCUAAGUUCGUAUUCCUACUGCAGUGCAUACCAGUUUCCCCUAGGAGACCAUCUCCUGGAAUAUGAAGCUCUGGUGCCAUUUGUGUCCACACGCAGCAGCUUCUGCGUACAUGCAUUUCGUUUUCUGUGCACUCUGUUAGGCUGGUUGUGGCUAAAAUCAGCUUACCUUUCCGUAUUAGAUUAUUUCACUAAUUGCUACAGGUAAAAUGAUGGAAUCUUUGUACUAGAGAAAAUUAUUUCAAUUUUAUUUUUCUACUGACAUUUCUAAUUCUGGUAUAAAUGUUUAUCAAUAAAGAAUUACUUUCAAUCGG
Messenger RNA from Sus scrofa (pig), 4491 nucleotides. The record is from RefSeq and is a predicted model, not a curated record. Lineage: Eukaryota; Metazoa; Chordata; Mammalia; Artiodactyla; Suidae.